ACCUAGUGGUAGAAGAAGACAAAGAAGCUUGUACUAACGAGCGAGAACGUGGGACGAAGAAGAAGCAGAAGAAGAACAAGAACUUCAUUCCACACUGCUCUACAACAAUGGAAGAAAAACGAGAGGCGGACAACAAGCCCCAGGAAAACAAGGAGCACCUGCAUGUCAAAUUUCAUGACAAUGCGCCAACCUGCCGGUUCUACCUGAACGUCAUCAUCACAUACCUUGCGCCCAUCUUCCUCCUCCCCUUAAUCAUCUUCCACAACACACGGAAAUCCCGCUGUGCGUACGUGCUCUUGCUGGUGUUCGCCAACUGGGUGUCUCGAAUUCUUCCACUUGGAGUAACGGCACUGAUGCCUUUGCUGUAUCUUCCUGCCCUCAAGAUACUUCCCUAUGACGUCGUGUUAGGGGAAUAUAUGAAUAACCACGUGCUCCUGACACUAGCAGCAAUUACGAUGUCGCUCGCGAUAGAAACGACUCAUCUCCACCAGCGACUGUCGAUGUGGGUAUUGCUGAAGUGCGGAGACUCGUUGCGCCAGAUCAUGGCCGGAUACACAAUAGCUACCUUCUGCAUCACCUUGGUGCUCAAGAACAGCGCUACCCUGGACAUCAUGGCCCCAGUGGUGGAUGCAACAGUGCAGGAGAUUCAUUACACGUACAUCAGGAACCUCUACCAUGAACACAUAGGAAGGGAGGAUCCACGCAAGCUUCCAAUUUCCUGUAUGGCAAUGGAAAUGAAUAUGAAGGAUGAAGAUAUGGUAAAGAUAACCACGAAGUUCAUUAAGAUCCGGAAGGUGCUGCUGAUAACGGUGGCGUACACUGCUGCGUUGGGAUCGGUGGGGGCUCUGAGUGGAACUGUAACCAACUACGUCACAAAAAUGCUCAUAGAGACGAAGUUUCCCAAGAACACUUCCGUGACAUUCAUGCCCUGGGCUACAGCAUUCUUCCCGGUCGCCCUGACUGCAGUCGCGGCUGCUUUCUUCAUCCUCUACUAUUCACACAUGCGAAGGCUAACACUGGACACCAACUGGAACGCCAUUUCAGCAUCCUUCCAAGCAAAGUAUCUCCAGCUGGGGCACGUAAGGAGAUCCGAAAAGGUGGUCAUCGUAGUGUUCGGUGUCGUGAUCCUGCUGUGGAGCACAAGAAAGCCUAUUUUCUUUAGAGGAUGGGCAAAUCUUUUCGAUCAACAUACCAUCGAUGACAGUUCCAUCGCCUUUAUGGCAGUGGCGGUUCUUUUUGCCAUACCAAUGAAGGGGGCAGACAUCCACAAGCGUAUCCUAAGCUGGAGUGUCGUCAGCCACAAAAUGGCCUGGGGAAUGCUACUCACCUUUGGUGGGGGCCUCGCCUUGGCGAACGCAAGCGAGCAAAGUGAGCUCUCCGAAGAUUUUGCGGAGCUUGUCAACAGCAUGCACAUCCAGAACCCGAUGCUAAUGCAACUCCUCCUUUCCGUGAGCGCCGCCAUCGUCACUGAAUUCACGCCCAACGAUGCAGCGGCAAAUAUGCUCAUACCUGUCGUCGUCACUCUGGCUUGCGGUCAUCGGAUAAAUCCACUGUAUUUCGUGUUCCCCGUGAUGCUAUCCGUGACACAGGCGUGCAUUCUACCAGCAUCAUCAUCAGUGAUUGCCAUCAUCUCUGAUGAAGGCCACGUAACCGUAAAGGAUUUGCUGGUUCCUGGUCUACUCGUCAAAUGCAUAUGCCAGAUGUUCAACAUCCUAUUCAUCAACACACUCGGAAACUUCGUUUUCGACCUGUCCCACUUUCCGGACUGGGCCGACAACUGUACCCAUACUUCGAAUGAAUACCAUAUUCAUCGAAGAGCUAGCGAUAUAACAUGAACAGAGGCUAUGAAGAUGAGUUUAUCAACCCAAGUUUACAGUUCUCUGAAGCACAGCAAUCUUUAGAAAAAAGCAAAAACUCUAUCUCUAAUAAUUGUUUCAUCGUAAGGAUAGAUUAUUCAAUAAACAUAUCAGUUAAAAUGUGCUGUGCACACUCUUCUUUAAUAAUUUCUAAACUGAAAACUUAAAACCAGACCACGAUUGGGAUGGAGGAGAUUGGGGUAGAGGCGUGCGCCGAUGCCGCUUUUGUCGUCGGCGGCGGCGUUGGGCCCAUUUCAGGUCGGCGGCGGUGGCGUGAACCGGCGUAACGGGGGCGUCAUCGGCGGCGGCGUGCUUCCUGCUGACGCGCUUUUCGAAUGACAUUUUUAGCGAAUUUAG
This is a messenger RNA of Ornithodoros turicata, 2213 nucleotides long. Its product is annotated as Na(+)/citrate cotransporter-like. The coding region runs from base 108 to 1835 and encodes 575 amino acids. Gene Ontology annotation, molecular function: citrate transmembrane transporter activity; succinate transmembrane transporter activity. Gene Ontology annotation, cellular component: membrane. Gene Ontology annotation, biological process: citrate transport; transmembrane transport. The transcript has 13 exons. The record is from RefSeq and is a predicted model, not a curated record. Lineage: Eukaryota; Metazoa; Arthropoda; Arachnida; Ixodida; Argasidae.